GGCGGUUUAGCUGGGGCCGCAGAGCGGCGGCAACAUCACUCUCGCCGCGGCUGCUCCGCCCCAUCCCCUUCUGUUUUUCUCUCUCAUUCUCCGGUGGCGACGGCGGGGAAGGCGGAGGCAGAGGCUGCAGCAGCCGCGCUGGCUGCAAUGAAUGAUCCCCCAGCUGGGGGAGAGGACUCCAGGUGAGCCUCUGCCCUUGGGAGGGCCGGGACCCCCGGCCCCCCAGAACCUGCAGCACCCUUCCCCCCAUCCCCCGCCAUGGAUCUCUAGAGGAGGAGGACGAGAAGACAGCUCUGCCGCCCACCCCCAUCCCAUUUUCCUCUUCCUUUAUCUCAUUGUUGCCGUCGCUGUUUACGGCAGCGCUCCCUCUGCCCCAGCAUGGGGCGGGUUCUGGGUACUGCCGUUCGGCAGGCGCUGCUCCCGCGGCUGCCCGGCGAUUCUGCCUAAUUCUCCCUCCGCAGCCGGUGCAGCGAGGACCGGAGAGCGGUGGAGGCCCGGACUGCAGUAGCGGCGGGGCCAGCUCCCAGCAUCUCCACCCUAGGAGGCUGCAUGCGGAUUGAAGAACGGUGCCUGGGGGCUGGGCCGGCCCCGCUGAUCCCGACCUAGGGAGGACAGCAGGACUAACCAGGCUGCGGAGGGGGUCCGGGGGUGGGGGGUGUGCAGGAAGGACAGAGCAGCAAGAUGGCCAGUAAAACCAAGGCCAGCGAGGCCCUGAAGGUGGUGGCCCGGUGCCGCCCCCUCAGCCGGAAGGAGGAGGCUGCUGGUCACGAGCAGAUCCUGACCAUGGACGUGAAACUAGGCCAGGUGACCCUGCGGAACCCCCGCGCUGCCCUGGGGGAGCUGCCCAAGACCUUCACCUUCGAUGCCGUGUAUGAUGCCAGCUCCAAGCAGGCAGACUUGUAUGAUGAAACCGUGAGGCCCCUGGUAGACUCGGUGCUCCAAGGGUUCAACGGCACCGUCUUUGCCUAUGGACAGACAGGCACGGGCAAGACCUACACCAUGCAGGGGACCUGGGUGGAGCCCGAGCUCCGCGGGGUCAUCCCCAAUGCCUUUGAGCAUAUCUUCACCCACAUCUCGCGCUCCCAGAACCAGCAGUACUUGGUCCGGGCCUCCUACCUGGAGAUCUACCAGGAGGAGAUUCGAGACCUGCUCUCCAAGGAGCCCGGCAAGAGGCUGGAGCUGAAGGAGAACCCUGAGACAGGCGUCUACAUCAAGGACCUGUCCUCCUUCGUCACCAAGAAUGUCAAGGAGAUAGAGCACGUGAUGAACCUGGGGAACCAGACCCGGGCAGUGGGCAGCACACACAUGAAUGAGGUCAGCUCCCGCUCCCAUGCCAUCUUCGUCAUCACCGUGGAGUGCAGUGAGCGUGGCUCCGAUGGCCAGGACCACAUCCGUGUGGGCAAGCUCAACCUGGUGGACUUGGCUGGUAGCGAGAGGCAGAACAAAGCAGGCCCCAACACCACUGGAGGGACCGCCACACAGCCCACUGGUGGUGGCGGUGGUGGAGGGGGUGGUGGCAGUGGUGGAGAGAGGCCGAAGGAAGCCUCCAAAAUCAACCUGUCGCUGUCCGCCCUGGGCAACGUGAUCGCUGCUCUCUCGGGUAACAGGAGCACCCACAUCCCCUACCGGGACUCCAAGCUGACCCGGUUGCUCCAGGACUCUCUGGGGGGAAAUGCCAAGACCAUCAUGGUGGCCACCCUGGGGCCAGCCUCUCACAGCUACGACGAGAGCCUCUCCACCCUGCGCUUCGCCAACCGGGCCAAGAACAUCAAAAACAAGCCCCGGGUAAACGAGGACCCCAAGGACACACUUCUGCGGGAAUUCCAGGAGGAGAUCGCCCGCCUGAAGGCCCAGCUGGAGAAGAAGGGGAUGCUGGGAAAGCGACUCCGCAGGAAGAGCAGCCGCAGGAAGAAGGCCGUGUCAGCCCCAGCCGGGUACCCGGAGGGACCGGUGAUCGAGGCCUGGGUAGCCGAAGAGGAGGAUGACAACAACAACAACCACCGCCCGCCCCAGCCCAUCCUGGAGACAGCCUUGGACAAGAACAUGGAGAACUACCUGCAGGAGCAGAAGGAGCGGCUAGAGGAAGAGAAGGCGGCCAUCCAGGACGACCGCAGUCUGGUGAGCGAGGAGAAGCAGAAGUUGCUGGAGGAGAAGGAGAAGAUGCUGGAAGACCUGCGGCGGGAGCAGGAAGCCACGGAGCUGCUCGCUGCCAAGUACAAGGCCAUGGAGAGCAAGCUGCUCAUCGGGGGCAGGAACAUCAUGGAUCACACCAAUGAGCAGCAGAAGAUGCUCGAACUAAAGAGGCAGGAGAUUGCCGAGCAGAAACGCCGUGAGCGGGAAAUGCAGCAAGAGAUGAUGCUCCGGGACGAGGAGACCAUGGAGCUCCGGGGCACCUACACAUCCCUGCAGCAGGAGGUGGAGGUCAAAACCAAGAAACUCAAGAAGCUCUACGCCAAGCUGCAGGCGGUGAAGGCGGAGAUCCAGGACCAGCAUGACGAGUACAUCCGCGUGCGGCAGGACCUGGAGGAGGCGCAGAAUGAGCAGACCCGGGAACUCAAGCUCAAGUACCUGAUCAUCGAGAACUUCAUCCCCCCAGAGGAGAAGAACAAGAUCAUGAACCGGCUUUUCCUAGACUGCGAGGAGGAGCAGUGGAAGUUCCAGCCCCUUGUUCCUAGUGGAGCCAAUAGCAGCCAAAUGAAGAAGCGGCCAACGUCUGCAGUGGGAUACAAGAGGCCGAUCAGCCAGUAUGCUCGGGUUGCCAUGGCAAUGGGGUCCCACCCCAGGUACAGGGCUGAGAACAUCAUGUUUCUGGAGCUGGAUGUGUCCCCGCCAGCGGUCUUUGAGAUGGAAUUUUCUCAUGACCAAGACCAAGACCCCCGUGCACUACACAUGGAGAGGCUGAUGCGGUUGGACAGCUUUCUGGAAAGACCUUCCACGUCUAAAGUCCGGAAGUCCAGAUCCUGGUGCCAGAGUCCCCAGCGGCCUCCACCUCCCACCGCACACGGCUCGCUGGCCGCCGCUGCUGCUCUGCGCCCCACGACAGUGCUCGACCACGAGUGACAACCUUCCGUCGGGCUUGCCCCGUCCUCCCCCCGCCCAGACCCCUAGGGACGGGGUGGCCAACCCUGGCUCAUCUCGCUGCCGCUCGAUGUGCGUGCGUGCGUGUGCGUGUGUGGGCGCAUGUGCGUGUGCGUAUGUUGGGGGAGGGACCCCGGCAGGCGUGCUUCUGCCGGCUCUUAGCCUCUUUUAUUUAAUUAAUGUUAUUUAUUCGUGGAACUCAGUUCGUGUGGGAAAGGAGCCCUCGCCUGACCCUGCCGUGCUCACCGCCCAGCCACCACCUCCUCUUGCCUUUAGACCCCACCCCGCUGCCCCAGUCAGCCCUCACUCUCCUUCCGGUCAGCUGCGCCCAGAAGGGAAGACGCAGGUGCCUGUGUGUGUGUUUUUCUACCUGGCUUGUCCCGGAAUCUCCCAUCUCCUGUGCCGCCGGUGAGCAGCUGCUGAGCGCUUUCUGGGACUAGAGAAAUAGAAGAUGUGUGCUGAGGCCAGAAGACAUCCAUCCUGCCGAUGGUGAGCGUGUGCUUCGGGUGGAGGGAGAGCCCCACUCUCCGCUUUCCGGGCUUCAAACAGCCUCGUUCCACUUCUCGGGCUCCUUACCAAGGACUCCAGUGACCCCAUCUGCGCAGCCCAUGCUUUUCAGCUUUGGCAAGAACUCAUGGCUUCCCGAACUGUUUCCUGCCCACCUUCCCAACUCGGGGAAGGGAACUGUGAACCGACCAGUCGCUGCCUCCUCGGGACCUCCGGGAUAUGGAACAGUAAUGGAGACAGUGUGGACAGUCAUCAAGGGACGUCCAUUUGUUUCCAUUCCCUCUGAGAAGUCACUUUGGCCGACAAGGAAUCCGGCCAACUCUCCAUCUUUGAGAUGCUGCUGCUUCCAGCCCUCAUCAUUCCCUGCAGCUGCCUGUAUCCCCGCUACUAGUGGGAGGAUCAGUGUCCUCCCUCUGGCUAAACAAAGGCAACGGAAUCUGAUGCUUCUCCCCGCUCAUGGAGCACAGGAGAUGGAGACCCAGGCACAACCUGCCAACUCUGCCCAUUGCCCCUGUUCCUGAAUCAGAUUUGUUGGGCACUGUUUUGUUGACAAGACUGACCCUUCAGCAUUGUGCAAAUUGGUCCCUAAGGAAAUCCUUUCACUUCCUUUUGUGACAUCCCAAGAUGUCUCCGGGUAUCUCGGGUAAAUUUCUACCAAAAAGAAAGAUAAAUUGUCAUUGACUUACCUUUUAAGUGUAUAUUUUGGUGGAAGAAUGAAGAGGUAGUCAUGAAUGAAAACACAUAGUUUGGGACUGAAAAACGACCUAACAUGGAGUCUCCAGUUACUAGAAUAUGAGGAGUUUAGUCACUGGGGAAAGGCAUGAAGCUGACAGGGCUGCCUGAAAUCUGGUGUGUGGGAGGUGGCGGUGGGGAGUGGCUACCUGGUUAUUCUCUUUCCAUCAGGAAAUGAACCCUUCUUGGACACAGCUCAGUUUCUGCCCUGAAGACCAAACUGUGGUUUGGUUUACUUCAAUGAUGUUGUCAUUGCUGCUGUAACUAUGAUGCCAGGUGGUUGGGCCAUUCAUUUUCCACUGGCUCCUGUCCUUCAAGGAAACAACAUUUUUCAUCAGAGCCCAGAAGAUGGUUUGAGACUCAGGAUUCAGAUCAGAGAUUCGGCUGUGGCUAGGAUAGGAGUGGCGUGUAGAAAUUUUCCAGGUGGCCUGGGCGCAGAGGGACCUCCAGGCCUGCAUUGAGCAGCCUCUCCCAGUGAUCUCUUUCUUGUUUGUGGAUGAAGCCUCAUGUGUUACCCUUAUUCAUCACUUGGACACAUCGACUGCAUUGUCUGCUCACUUGACCCUCACAGUCUUAUAGCACAAUGUACCCAACUUCCCCACCCUCAGUUGGAGGCCUGGGCCCAAGGUGUGGUCAGAGGAGGAGUUCCUGCCUGCAGUUUGUGUAUGUGUGUGUGUGUGCGCGUGUGUUUAUGUGUGUGUGUGUGUUUACCUCCACAGGGGACACUUUACACUCCGUGUAAGAUAUGCUGGGAACAGGGCCACCGGGGUGGCUGGAUCUCAGUCUCUCCGUCUCUCUUUCUCUUCUUUUCCUUUUGAUGUAUCCAACACUUGGUUGACAAAGUAAGGGCCUUGAUUAGGACCAAAUUUCCAUGUCUAUUGCUAUGGUCUUUAUUUAGGACAGCGAUUAACAAGGCAGUGGCCCAUUCUUUUCACUCUAUACAGCUGACGAUACAGGACAUAUGUAAUAUAUAAAUAUAUAUAUAAAACAUUACCCUCUGUCUCCUUGGCUUAGGAUGAGAUCUCUCUGUCAAGCUGAAAUGCACCUGCAGCUCAAUGCUGCCAGCAGCCUGCAGGCCCCAGCCCUGUUCAAAUUAACACAGUCGAUAAUAAAGGAAUGAGUAUCGUUACAAAGUU
Molecule: messenger RNA, 5453 nt
Organism: Capra hircus (goat)
Lineage: Eukaryota; Metazoa; Chordata; Mammalia; Artiodactyla; Bovidae
Gene: KIF3C
Product: kinesin family member 3C
Exons: 8
Coding region: 682-3060 (792 amino acids)
Biological process (GO): mitotic cell cycle; microtubule-based movement
Cellular component (GO): microtubule
Molecular function (GO): plus-end-directed microtubule motor activity; microtubule binding; ATP binding
Source: RefSeq, a predicted model, not a curated record